AGGGAGAAAUAUUCUGUGUUGGUUACGAUUAUACUUUUGAGGAUUUUAUACUCCACAAAUUGCUUUUUGUCCCCUAAAAUUCCAAUAGCAAUAAAAAAUAUUUAUACUAGUUCAUCAACGUUCGUUCUAGAAAUACAUACGAGUAUAUACUUUUUUGACAAAGAGAAAAUAGCCUUUAUUGACAAGAAUCAAGCCAAAUCUUUUUACAUACAUCUAUUCACGCUGAAAUAAAUAUUUCACACAGUACCUAACAAAAUAUUUAGGUUUUAGGAUAUGGAGCAAAAAACUUCUCUUAGUUACUUAAGUUUAGUAUUUUUUUCGACUAUGAGUUUGACAAUCAUUAAGUACGGCUAAUUAUUUGUUUAAUUGCAAAAGCUCUGUUGAAAAUCAAUCAAACAUCCCUAUUUUUGAACCCGUUAAAAGCAGUUAAGUGUAGCACCCUUUAGACUUCAACAAGAUCAACACGUGUCCCUGAGUAUUUACUUACACCUAAGUUUUGCAACAAAAUAUUACAUUAGCUGGGGUACCUCUUUCCCACAGCAGACGUUCCGUUGCAUUAUUUGCACACCGCUUAUGUAUGAACACUGAUUUCUCCGUUUACAAUUACCAUUUUAAGAAUGGUCCCACCUAGCCCAGAUAACCUAUCGGCGUUACCUUCCUUCAUUGUCAAAGUGCAUUCAGACCAACACUGACAUGAUGUGAUUGCAAUAAUUAAGAACAAUUGUUAGUUAACAAUGUGAUUUGUAGAUUUGAACCAUGUUUAGUUAUAGUGUGAUUACGGUUUUACUAUUUUUGGUUUCUGUUAUGGCUACUAGAGUUGUUGAAGGAUCUCAACCAGUACUACAAAAGACAAUAGAAGCAUUAUUCAAAGACAGAACUCAAGUGAUACAUCCUGGAACAUGCAAGUUGAUACGAUCUUCGCCUCGACAAGCGAAAAUGUGCAGCAGAGAAGCCAGUCUAACUAGCAUUCUGACGAAGGCAAAGGAGCAGGCCAUACAUGCGUGUGAAGAAGCCUUCUUCUACGAUCGAUGGAACUGCUCUCUAGUAUUUAAUAGAAAAGAAAAAAAGAGUAUUUUUAAUAAAAUUUAUAGAGAAACUGCUUUUGUACAUGCCCUCACUGCAGCUUCUAUAACUCAUGCAGUAGCAAGAGGAUGUGCUUCUGGAGACCUCACAAGGUGUUCCUGCCAAGGAAAUUUUCGGAAAAACUCCUCAGAAUGGAAAAGAAACGGUUGCGGUGACGAUUUCAAGUACGGAAAACGGAUCUCAAGGAACUUUCUGGACUUCAAACACGCGGGCACUGAUCAAAUCGCUGAGAUCCUCAAACAAGAUGUCGUUAUAGGUAUCAACUCCAUCGGAGAGCAAAUGAAAGAAGUCUGCAAGUGCCAUGGCUUUUCCGGAUCCUGUACCACUAAAACCUGCUGGAAGAGGUUAGGGCCUUUUAACUCCGCUAUGGGCGUUCUUAAAAAGCAUUAUCACCACGCCGUGAAGAAGAAGUUGCUUAACUACACGACAAAGAGAGCUAUAGCGCCUAAAAUAAGACGUAAAAUGAAUAUUGAUAAGAACAACUUGGUGUAUCUUCAAAAGACGCCUAAUUUAUGUGUGAGCACGAGGGGUAGGGUGUGUCGGGAUCGCGACAAUUGCGCGACAUUGUGUUGCGCGCGGGGGUACUUGACGACCAAGAAGCCGGUGAGCUCUAGGUGCAGGUGCAAGAUGGUGAAUUGCUGCAUUGUCAAGUGUGAUACUUGUGUCAAGGACGUGGACGUUUAUACGUGUAAAUAGAGUGCAAUGUCUGAUAUUCUUAUGGUGAGAAUUUGCAUUUAAUAGAAAGUAAUGACAAUGCUCCAUUGAAGUCAAAAUGAAAUGAAUAUACGAUACGUGUGGAGCUUCUCUUUUUAUUAAUUAUUUAUUUAUGGUUUUGUGUAAAUCUUUUACUUUAUUGAUCACGUUGUGUUUUAUAAUUAAAACUUUUUAGUUUACUAGAACGAAUCCAAUAUCUUACAAACUGUAGAUGUACUUACCUAUCUAUAUUUAGUAUAUUUAAAACCUAGAUUUAUCAUAUUUAUUAUAAGCUCAACAAACGUCUCAACAAAUUUAGAGUUCAGGGGGGCGAUUUUUGAAUUUGUACUGCUCGAUUUCGUUCAAUAAUAUCUCAUCUACUAGUUUUAAAUUCUACUAAUAGAAUUGAAAAAGAGUUAUCAAGAAAUACCACUCGAUUCCGAAUUUCUAUUGCUCCUAUUUUU
Molecule: messenger RNA, 2240 nt
Organism: Cydia pomonella (codling moth)
Lineage: Eukaryota; Metazoa; Arthropoda; Insecta; Lepidoptera; Tortricidae
Gene: Wnt4
Product: protein Wnt-4
Exons: 2
Coding region: 757-1779 (340 amino acids)
Biological process (GO): cell fate commitment; canonical Wnt signaling pathway; multicellular organism development
Cellular component (GO): extracellular region
Molecular function (GO): frizzled binding; cytokine activity
Source: RefSeq, a predicted model, not a curated record